CUAAGAUGUAAUGUUCAGUUUUGAGGGUGAAAAUGCGAGCAUUGGGAGUUAUUUUUGUAGUCCUAGGUUUGGCGAAUGCUUCGCCCUUACUUGAAAAGGGUCGUCACCAUUCCAGCCGUGGUGAUGAAGAAAUUUACAUGACUACGGCCGAAAUAAUUGUGAAUCGAGGCUACCCGGUGGAGCUACAUUACAUCGAAACAUUGGACGGAUAUUUGCUUGAAGCGCAACGUAUUCCGUACGGGAAAUAUUCGGGCCCUGCUCCCAACAAACCGGUGGUAUUCCUCCAGCAUGGCUUACUAUCAUCAUCAGCUGAUUGGAUUAUCGGACACACCGAAAGUGCCCUUGGUUACUUACUGGCUGACGCUGGAUAUGACGUAUGGCUUGGAGCCGUCCGAGGUAAUACCUAUGGCCGCAAUCACACCACCCUUAGUCCAGACAAUGAUUCUUCUUUUUGGGAUUUUUCGUUUGAUCAAAUUGGCCAGUAUGACGUACCCGCCAAUUUGCGAUAUAUUUUAGCGUACACGAAUCAAGCAACUUUGAGCUAUGUUGGACACUCGCAAGGAACUUUAUCGUUCUACAUAGCGAUGGAAACCAAUCCCGACCUUAAUGAGAAAGUCAAUAUGAUGUUUGCUCUGGCCCCCAUAACCACCGUUGCUCAUAUGAGGAGCCCCUUGCGACUGAUUGCUCCAUACGCGGAUAACCUGGAGGUUAUUGCCAACUUGCUUGGCAUUGAUGAAUUCCUACCGAGCAGCGAUUUCUUUGAUUUGAUGGGUCAAGAAGAAUGUCAAGUUAAUAGCACUAGUAUUAUUAUUUGCGAAAGCAUUCUAUUCCUUAUAUGCGGACCGGAUAUAUCAGAACUCGACCCGAGCUUAAUUUCGCUUAUUGUGUCGCACACGCCAGCUGGAACAAGUGUUCAAAAUAUGCUUCACUACGCUCAAGAGUAUAAUUAUGCUUAUUACGCGCACUAUGAUUUUGGAAAAUUGGGCAACGCAAACAAUUACGGGCAGGAAACACCGCCAUUGUACAACGCAGGCAAAGUCACAGCACCUAUGAUCACCUUUUGGGGUGACAACGACUGGCUGGCCGAUCCUGUCGAUGUCGCUUGGGCCGAAUCUCAAUUUCCCAAUUUGAGAGAGAGUAUCCACAUUGCUCCUUUUAAUCACCUUGACUUCCUCUGGGCUAUCCAUGUCAAAGAGCUCGUCAAUGAUGUUAUCCUUGCCAAUCUGCCCAUCAAACCCCAACCGUGAAAAAGAACGUGACAAGGGACGACACAAUUCACAAACAAGGGACCACCUUCUAUGCCUUAUGAUCGAUUCUUGGAAAUUUAGUUUUUGCGUUUAUGGUGACGCUUCAAUAAAUCUAUAGAGCAGCCUUGCCUUUUA
This is a messenger RNA of Daphnia carinata, 1382 nucleotides long. Its product is annotated as lipase lipl-1-like. Gene Ontology annotation, molecular function: hydrolase activity, acting on ester bonds. The record is from RefSeq and is a predicted model, not a curated record. Lineage: Eukaryota; Metazoa; Arthropoda; Branchiopoda; Diplostraca; Daphniidae. Gene Ontology annotation, biological process: lipid metabolic process. The coding region runs from base 33 to 1247 and encodes 404 amino acids. The transcript has 7 exons.